AACUCCGGUUCUAUUGCAGAUGAGCGUCGCCGCGAACAGCAACGGUGUAGCGUUCGAUGAAACCGUCGAAGAACCACCUUGUUUCAAGUAUCUGGAUAGCAAAGAGUAUGCUGAUAAGUACAAAAAGUACGAAUCUGAGUUCAAGCAGUGGAUCCUCGCCAAGCAUUUCUAUCCCAAUGCAGUGAAUUUGUACGAGGGGAGAGCGACAAUUGGUGGUGAAACCAUUCUGUCUAGCAAGUGGCCUUGCACUCGUUUCUAUGCAGACCCGUGUGUUUCAUUUGCACAACAAGAGAGUGUAGAGAUUGGUUUAGUUCCCAAUGGAGCUAUUGUCUCUGAGAAGAAGAGUUGUUGAUGUAGUAGUAGGCAAGUAACAAUGUUUGUUUUGCUUCAUUUGACCAAGAAUGUGAUACCAUUGUUGUUAACUAUAUUAUAUACAUAUGUAUGCAAGCUAUCACUAGUGUAGUAGUAGUAGUAGUAGUCACAUUACAUAUAAUGGUUAAUCAUAGUAUUACUUA
Molecule: messenger RNA, 515 nt
Organism: Brassica rapa (field mustard)
Lineage: Eukaryota; Viridiplantae; Streptophyta; Magnoliopsida; Brassicales; Brassicaceae
Source: RefSeq, a predicted model, not a curated record